Molecule: messenger RNA, 2127 nt
Organism: Laetiporus sulphureus 93-53
Lineage: Eukaryota; Fungi; Basidiomycota; Agaricomycetes; Polyporales; Laetiporaceae
Product: voltage-gated potassium channel
Exons: 12
Coding region: 1-2127 (708 amino acids)
Biological process (GO): potassium ion transmembrane transport
Cellular component (GO): membrane
Molecular function (GO): voltage-gated potassium channel activity
Source: RefSeq, a predicted model, not a curated record
AUGUCUGAAUCUAUACCGUUGGCACGUGUACGGUCCCCAAUAUCGCGCUCGCAUCACUCUCCAAUGAACACACCAGCUCUCGAGUUAGAAGACUUGCCACCAAGCACUUCCCUUGACAGUAUCGACGAUGAGCAUGUCAAGCAAAUACGCCCUCUCUGGAAGCGCAAUCUGUACAUGCUCCUGGAACGGCCCACAUCGUCUCAAUCUGCAUUUCUUGUGCACGUCGUCACGACUUCGCUGAUAAUACUCUCUGCUAUCGUUACUGUUCUCGAGACGAUCCCUUCGUUCCAUUCCAUCUCUCCAAGGAUCUGGUUCGGUUUCGAGACGACCCUUGUCGUUCUUUUUACUGCGGAAUAUGUUGCCAGGUGCAUCGCGCACUCCACGGGGCUGUGGACGUUCUUGCGUUGGUUUGGUUCCUUCUUUGGUAUAAUUGACUUGCUAGGUAUAUUGCCAUACUACAUAGAAAUAGCACUACAGCAGGACACAGCAACGUUUUUCAGGUUCACGAUUCUGCGCACGUUCCGUCUCUUGCGGGUUUUCAGGCCAUUUAGAUAUAAUAAUACCAUUCUUUUGACCAUAGAAGUCAUGUACUUGUCUUUCAGACGCUCACAGCAUGCAUUAUUAGCUCUUGGUUUCUUCGUCGGGAUGGUUUUGAUCGUAUUUAGUACACUCUUGUAUUUCGCCGAACGCGGCACAUGGGACGAGAUGCUUGGGACGUUUAUCAAUUCUGACGGGGACCCCAGCCAAUUUGCAGUAGCAAUCACCACUGUCGGAUAUGGCGAGAUCACGCCUCGCUCGUUCCUCGGAAGGCUCAUAACGCUACCCUUACUCGUCUUCGGCUUGUUGCUUAUCGCUCUUCCGACAUUUGUGUUGGGCCGUGAGUUCAGUAUGGUAUGGGAGAUGAUGAAGGAGGAUCAGGUCAGCCCAACCACUAUCAUGCUCACAUUUCUCGCUCAUCCUCUGCACAGAAAAUCCCUCGAGAGGAAAUCUUCAACGCCCAUGCAGCCGACCCUCUCGCCUCGCCCGUGCUCGUCCGCCAGCACUCUUUUACCUCCAUCCAAUCAGCCGCAGGUAAGCACUGGUGCUCAGGAGAGCUCAGACCUUCGUGCGCAGAUGGCGGAGCUGAAGGCGACGGUUGAGACUCAGGACCGUGCGAAUCAGCCGGCUCGGCGGCAUAUGGAGCUCGUUCCAUCCGUCAGCAGGAGUAGCGGACUCGACAAGGACGGCGAUGCGCUGAGAGACUUUACCUUGCAAGAGGAAUAUCGUGAGUUCAUCCAGGGGAAGCUACGAGAAGGCCUCUUGUCAACCAACCGCAAAGACGCGUUUGCAUUGGAGGUAUAUGAGACGUCCCUUUACCUCUCGGUACUCUUCCGCUCCUUCAACCAAACCACCUCAAUUAUAUCGCACCUCCUCCCGCACCUUUACAUCACACCCUCUGCACCAUCUCCUUCACCUCUUCAACCUCACCGUGCCCUCGGGACGGCUCUGCUGUCGCUCCUGCACUACCUCGUGCUAGGCUACCCUUCCCAAAGCCGCUACUAUGAGCACCUCCAUUCGCUACCUCGCUCCUUCCUCCUGCGCGACUCCGAUGCAUAUCAAUGGUUGAGCGACCUAGCGCGAUGUCUAUGGACCAGGGACUACACGAGGCUAGAGGCAUUGACGCGUCGCGAAGCGUUCAAGCCCUUUGUCGGAUCAGAGGCGGAUCAGAUUCCUGCACCGCAAGAUGCAGCACCAAAGUCGAAGGGGGCGGAGAGAGAAAUCAAGCAACGGUCGGCAAAGCAGUCCGGAGCUCCUUCAAACCUCGCGCUUGAAGCACUUUGCACGCUCAUAGACUCUCUCCGAGCAAAAGCUCGCGAAACAACCUGGCGCGUGCUUCGGAGUGCCUACCGGGAGCUCCAUUGUCUUCCACCCAAUAGCACUUCCAAAGGACCAUCGAGUACCAGCGAGUGGCUCGCACAUUCCCUCACGUUGGCAUCCAUUUGGGAUGACGAUGCAAUUGCUGAUGAUAAUUACGUGGCGAAGCUGGUGGACGAGUGGCUCACUCGCAAAUGUGCGGAAGGUGAAAUCAGGCAGAAAGAGGGCGUAGAGGGGAGGUGGACUGUGUGCAGGAUGCCAAACAAGACGUGA